Molecule: messenger RNA, 921 nt
Organism: Fusarium pseudograminearum CS3096
Lineage: Eukaryota; Fungi; Ascomycota; Sordariomycetes; Hypocreales; Nectriaceae
Exons: 2
Coding region: 1-921 (306 amino acids)
Biological process (GO): U6 snRNA 3'-end processing
Cellular component (GO): nucleus
Molecular function (GO): 3'-5'-RNA exonuclease activity
Source: RefSeq, a predicted model, not a curated record
AUGGCUCUCGUCGACUACUCUUCCUCCGGGUCCGAUUCGGAGCCCGAUACGCAACCUGUCAAACGCCGUAAAGCGGUUGACGGCUCGUCCCGGAGUACAGACGGAGAUAGUGCUGCGGGUGCUUCUUCUAUGCCGCCCUUGCCUGAUACCUUUCAUGAUCUGUAUGCUUCCACUGUUCGACAAAGUGUCGUUGAUGAUCCGAGUCUGCACCAGGGCCGGAAGCGUCAUAUUCCCCAUGUAGUUGGCAACUGGCCCAGUCAUGUAUACACCGAGUGGCAUCCAUCUACCGAACAGCAUGGACUUCUCACCACUCUUAUCGCCGACAUUGAAGAACAAGUGUCGAGUGACACCAAGCUCUUUAAUUUCCUGACCAGCGAUCUGGGAUCACCUCUACCACUUCACAUCAGCCUAUCUCGUCCGCUAUCACUCACAACAAGUGCCAAAGACGAGUUCCUAGAUAAGAUAACAGAAUCCUUCAACAGCAGCGGCAUCGCACCCUUCACCGUCAAGCCCCAGAGCCUCGCAUGGUUUAGAUCGCCAGACUCGGACCGCACGUUUCUUAUCCUCCGGGUUGCAAGCGGUCCCGACACCAAGCCUUUGAACCCAGAACUUACCAGCUUGCUAUUACGGAGCAACUCGGUAGCAGCACAGUUUGGACUGCCAUCGUUGUAUGCACGAUCUCCAGACGAGCCAGUCGGGGGUGCGUUCCACGUCUCCAUCGGGUGGACGUUUCAUUUACCAGGGGAUGACAUGUCGCUCAAGACGCUGCGACUCUUUAAACAGUCCAAGUUUGACGAUAUACGCAAGUUGGAGAUUAGCGUGCCGGGCGUCAAGGUCAAGAUUGGAAAUGUCGUGAAUCACAUUGCGCUUAAGACAGGUCGAAGCGGUGCACCCAAGUCGACAUCUUUUCUCAAGUCGUGA